Molecule: messenger RNA, 1932 nt
Organism: Lasiodiplodia theobromae
Lineage: Eukaryota; Fungi; Ascomycota; Dothideomycetes; Botryosphaeriales; Botryosphaeriaceae
Product: CBS/PB1 domain-containing protein
Exons: 5
Coding region: 1-1932 (643 amino acids)
Molecular function (GO): protein binding
Source: RefSeq, a predicted model, not a curated record
AUGUCAACCACCGGUACCUACCGCGGCAACCCCAACAAGGGGAGGGGCGGAAUCCCCUCCUACAACAGCCCAUCCGGCAUCCCGCGUCCGUCUGAUCAUCAGAGCGAGGUCGGCGGCAGCUCGACGCUGAGUGCGAGCCGCGCGAAGCAGUCGAAGCGCGAUGAGGCCAUUCGCAAGAAAAUCGAGAAUGACCUGAACAAGAAGAGAGCCCCCACCAGCCGUCUCCAGCGCGCGCGCAAAGCGCCGCCGGGGACUGUUCUUGCCCUGAAGCCCAGCUCCGCUCUCCAGAUCAAGCCGCAUACGACGGUCGCCGAGGCCGCGCAGCUCAUGGCCGCGAAGCGCGAGGACUGCGUCCUGGUCACCGAUGACGACGAGCGCAUCGCCGGUAUCUUCACCGCGAAGGAUUUGGCUUUCAGGGUUGUUGGCGCGGGCAUCAAGGCUAGGGACAUCACGAUUUCAGAAAUCAUGACCAAGAACCCGCUCUGCGCGAAGACGGACACCAGCGCCACGGAUGCUCUGGAUCUUAUGGUCAGGAAGGGUUUCCGCCAUCUGCCCGUCAUGGACGAGAACCAUGACAUUGCUGGUAUUCUGGAUAUUACAAAGUGUUUCUACGAGGCGAUGGAGAAGCUGGAGCGCGCGUACAGCUCUUCAAGAAAACUCUACGAUGCCCUAGAGGGUGUCCAGGCGGAGCUUGGCUCGAGUCAACCCCAGCAGGUCAUUCAGUACGUCGAGGCUAUUAGGGCUAAGAUGUCUGGUCCUACGCUGGAAACGGUCCUCACUGGCCUUCCGCCCACUACCGUCUCUGUCCGGACGUCCGUUAAGGAGGCUGCUCAGUUGAUGAAGGAGAACCAUACGACCGCAGUCCUUGUGCAAGACCAGGGCUCCAUUACUGGUAUCUUCACCAGCAAGGAUGUUGUGCUCCGUGUCAUCGCCGCUGGCCUUGACCCAGAUAUGAGCAUCCAGGCUGCUCUGCGUAAGAUGCACGAUGGCCAUUAUCUCAACUUGCCCGUAAUGAGCGAUGCUGGCGAGAUCGUCGGCAUGGUGGAUGUGCUCAAGUUGACGUACGCCACGUUGGAUCAGAUCAACACCAUGUCGACGAAUGGGGACAGUGAGGGUCCAGCAUGGAACAAGUUCUGGCUCUCUCUCGACCACGAGUCCGAAUCAAUGGUCUCCGGCGAUGGCGGUAGCCUCCAUCCCCGCACGGAACUCUCACGAUCGCACGUCAUGUCUCCCGGCCUCGACCGUCACCUGGAUCGCGUGGAGAGUGUCAUGCCGAAUGAUUCUGCUUCGCACGUAGGCAUGGAGACGCCGGAACACUCCGUUGUUGCUCCUUCGCCGUCUAUGCCCAUUGAAGACAUGCCCUUCGCCUUCAAGUUCAAAGCUCCUAGCGGCCGGACCCACCGUUUCCAGGCCGUUCCCUCUGCCGGUCUCGGCGAAUUUGUUGCGCAAGUUACUGACAAGCUUGGCGCUGAAAUCGAGGCUGUUGGCGGCACUCCAGUUUUCGAGGAUGGUCACCUGAGCAACUCUGGCUUCGCUCUCAGCUACCUGGACAACGAGGGCGAUAGCGUCUCCAUCACUACUAACCAUGAUCUUCUCGAGGCUGUCAGCCUUGCUCACAUGCAUCACAGCGAGAAGGUCGACCUCUUCGUGCACCACCCCGAGCACCCGCCCCUUCCCAGCACAAUGGCUCCUCAGGGCGCGCCUUCAACUGCUACCCCUGAGCCCUCGGUUCGGGAGCGCAAGAAGCACAUCUCUUCUGACGAUGAAAGCGACGAGGAGGUGCAGCGCCGCAGGAGGAGGAAGCAGCAACCCGCAGCUCCGGAGCAGGUCAUCCAAGGCGUCCCCAACGAGCUGCUCCUGCCCGGCGCCAUCGUCACGCUGGCGGUGGUCAUUGUCGGAGUGUUCGCUCUCGGCCGUGCUACCAGCCGGUAA